AUGUCUUCACGACCAAAAGUCCUCAAUAUCGCCGUUGUGGGCUUGGGUCGCAUGGGCAAGCGUCAUGUUUCCACAUUGCUGAACAGAGUACCACGAGCUCGCGUCGUCGCAGUAUCAAGCUCCACGCCGUCGGAGGUCGAAUGGGCACGCAAAGAGCCAGAUUACAUCGACUUCGGCAUUACAGCAUAUAACACGUACGAAGAGAUGCUAGAGCACCCUGGAUUGCAGGCUGUCUGGGUCUCGACAAGCACCGAUGUCCAUGCAAUCCAGACCAUCCAGGCCGUUGAAAAAGGUCUACACGUGCUAUGCGAGAAACCUCUGAGCACAAACUUGGAGGAGAUCGACGCAGCGCUCGAAGCCGCCAGAAAGCGACCAGACCUGAAAGUCAUGGCUGGCUUCUCCCGCCGCUUCGACACCUCCUACCGAGACGCGUACGAGAAGGUCAAAUCCGGAGCCAUUGGAGAAACAUACAUGAUCCGCAGCCAGACGGGAGACCUGCUCGACGACACUGGCUUCUUCACGGCAUAUGCGAAACGCAACGGGGGCAUUUUCGUCGACUGCACCAUCCACGACAUCGACCUGACACUCUGGUUUCUGGACAAUCCCAAGCCCAAGAGCUGCUACGCCGUCGGCACAUUGAAGCACCACCCGGAGCUCGCAGAAGCAAACGACGUGGACAACGGCGUCGGUGUGGUCGAGUAUUACGGUGGAAAGAUCGGGUAUUACCUCGCCUCACGCACACAGGCAUACGGACACGACGUCAGCACCGAAGUGACAGGCACGCAAGGCAAAGUCCAGAUCAACUUGACGCCACGGGCGAACAACGUCGUGCUGGGCGACAAGUCGGGUCUUCGACACGAGGUCCAGCCCGAUUAUUGGCAGCGCUUCGAACAUGCGUUUGCCACCGAAGCGACCGAGUUCGUCAACGCCGUUUUGAACGACACUCCCGUCCCGUUGCCACUGGAGAGCGGGAGGAUGGUCAUGGUCAUCGCCCGCGCAUUGCAGGAGAGUCUGCAGACCGGCCAGACAAUCCGGUUCGAGGAAUCGGGUUAG
Exophiala bonariae is the source of this 1053-nucleotide messenger RNA. RefSeq lists its product as uncharacterized. Bases 1 to 1053 code for a protein of 350 amino acids. The record is from RefSeq and is a predicted model, not a curated record. Gene Ontology annotation, cellular component: cytoplasm. The transcript has 3 exons. Lineage: Eukaryota; Fungi; Ascomycota; Eurotiomycetes; Chaetothyriales; Herpotrichiellaceae. Gene Ontology annotation, biological process: NADPH regeneration. Gene Ontology annotation, molecular function: nucleotide binding; oxidoreductase activity.